AUGGACCUCAAAGCAUGAGCCUCGCUUCUGCUCUUGCUGCUUUCAGCUGUCGGUAAUGCUUACCCUGCAGAUGUAAGAAACCACGCUAAAUAUAGAAUGGAGCAAAAGAUCUUGCUGCACCUUCUAGAUCACCAGAGUCGGGGCUUAUUCAGAAGAAUUGACUCGGAAAAGGAGGAAAACGCCACAAAUAUCCUCAGAAUGAACAACAGAUCCGCAGGCAUGCUGCUUGAAGGAGACGUCUAUAUUCCUACAACCAGGACUGCCAUGAAGAGCCUUAAUAACCAGUGAAGCUGCUUCUGGCCGCAGAAUUCAAGAGGGAUUGUAGAAAUCCCUUUUGUUAUAAGUGACGGAUAUGAUGACACUGAGAAGAUUAAGAUUCUUCUUCCCAUCAAAUGUUUUGAGGGGAAAACCUGCAUCCAGUUCGUUCCUCACUGAGGAGACAGGGUGCAUCUGAGUGCUGAGCCAAAAUAUGGCUGUUUCUCUUUGCUGGGUCGUAUCGGAGACAAGCAGGUGGCGUCUCUGCAGACGUUGGGAUGCGUAGAUCAUGGCAUCGUCCAACACGAACCGCUCCACACUUUGGGUUUCUACCACAAACACACUCGCAGCGACCGUGACCAAUUCGUGAAAAUCCACUGGGAAAACAUCAAAAAAUGUAAAAAAAAAAAAAAAAAAACUUGGAAGAUGGACACAGAUAAUCUCACCACGUAUGACGACUCAUCUGUGAUGCGAUACGGAAAAAUGGCUUUUGGACAAAAGGGGGCCGUAACCUUCACGCCUGUCCCUGAUCCUAACGUUCCCAUUGGCCAACGGAGCGGUUUGUCUGACAUUGACAUCCUCCGGGUCAACGAGCUCUACAAGUGCAGGAGCUAUUCGAGAUAGAGGAUAUUCUGAAGCUGAUGAUUAAUAACAAUGCGACAGCAUUAUAUUAAAGCAUUGAAAUUU
Molecule: messenger RNA, 942 nt
Organism: Poecilia latipinna (sailfin molly)
Lineage: Eukaryota; Metazoa; Chordata; Actinopteri; Cyprinodontiformes; Poeciliidae
Product: low choriolytic enzyme-like
Biological process (GO): proteolysis
Molecular function (GO): zinc ion binding; metalloendopeptidase activity
Source: RefSeq, a predicted model, not a curated record